AUGUCUGUGUCGCUACGCAAUGCUGCUACUACUAUUCUCUCUUUGCAUCUCCUUCUCUUCCUUGUUAAUGCUAACUCAUCUAUAGAUUCAUACAAAACACUCAAAAUGAUCUUCAACCCAAACGCCACUGUCCCACAAUCACCUCCACGCACACCCGCUUUCUUCAAAGACUUCACCAUCAACCAAUCAAAACAUACUUGGGCUAGAAUCUACCUUCCCCGCAAACCAAACUCCAUAAAGCUACCCCUCAUUUUCUUCUUCCACGGCGGCGGCUUCCUUUUCUACAGCCCCGCUACAGCUUACGUCCACAGCUUUUGCACCGACCUCGCCAACAAAACUCAAUCCGUCGUCGUUUCACUCAACUACCGCCUCGCACCACAGCACCGUCUUCCUGCGGCGUAUGAAGACUCCGUGGAGCUUCUUCGCUGGAUUAAAACCUCAAACGACUCAUGGUGGAAACGUCAUGCUGAUUACUCAACAUGUUAUCUCAUGGGUGAGAGUGCUGGAGGUAAUAUCGCAUACAACACGGGUCUACGCGCGGCUGCAAUAGUUGAUGAGAUUAAACCGGUUAUCAUCAAAGGGUUGAUAUUGAUUCAACCGUUUUUUGGUGGGACAAAGAGGACACCAUCUGAGUUAAGGCUUGAGAAGGGUACGAAUCUACCUUUGACUGUUACUGAUUCGAUGUGGGAAUUGUCUUUACCCGUAGGUGUUAAUCGUGACUACGUGUAUUCUAAUCCAACGGUGAAUGGGGGUGAUAAGGUACUGGAGAAGAUUAGUUUGUUUGGGUGGAAGGUUGGGGUUUUUGGGUGUGAUGGGGAUCAACUUGUGGACCGUCAGAGGGGAUUUGUGAAGUUGCUUGAGGGUAAAAGUAUCCAUGUUGUUGGACGAUUUUAUAGUGGGGGUAGACAUGGUAUUUUUAUGGAUAAUAACACCAUGUCUGAAAAAGUGUUCGAUCUAGUCAAGAGUUUCAAUUCAUGA
This is a messenger RNA of Vicia faba (fava bean), 978 nucleotides long. Lineage: Eukaryota; Viridiplantae; Streptophyta; Magnoliopsida; Fabales; Fabaceae. The record is from the annotation of a GenBank genome assembly.